UGAUCUAACAACCAUACGCCACGUGACCUCUCUUCCCUCCAAUUCAAAUCUCUCAGCUACCAAAUUCUCUAUAUAAACAUUUCUCUACCGCAUCCCAUUACUCUCGUCCUCUCCGUCCGUCUGUCGCGCCAUUCAUUGACGGCUUUCACGAGGCAGGAUUCAGGUUUUUUUGAGUGAUUAGCUACACAAUGGCUACUGGACAGCUAUUUUCGAAAACCACUCAAGCUUUGUUUUACAAUUACAAGCAGCUUCCGAUUCAACGGAUGCUUGAUUUUGAUUUUCUAUGUGGGAGGGAAACACCAUCCGUUGCUGGAAUUAUAAAUCCUGGUUCUGAGGGAUUUCAGAAACUCUUUUUUGGUCAAGAAGAAAUUGCCAUUCCAGUACAUUCAACUAUUGAAGCAGCUUCUGCUGCCCAUCCAACUGCUGAUGUUUUUAUUAACUUUGCAUCAUUUAGAAGUGCGGCAGCCUCAUCCAUGGCUGCUCUGAAGCAGCCAACCAUCAGGGUGGUUGCUAUAAUAGCUGAAGGUGUGCCUGAGGCAGACACCAAGCAAUUGAUUGCAUAUGCACGGGCAAACAAUAAGGUUGUCAUUGGCCCUGCUACUGUUGGAGGAAUUCAAGCUGGAGCAUUUAAGAUAGGUGACACUGCCGGCACCCUUGACAAUAUUAUUCACUGCAAACUCUACAGGCCCGGAUCUGUUGGCUUUGUCUCCAAAUCUGGAGGCAUGUCGAAUGAACUAUACAAUACUAUUGCUCGUGUGACUGAUGGAAUUUAUGAAGGUAUUGCCAUUGGUGGAGAUGUCUUUCCUGGCUCCACCCUUUCUGACCAUGUUUUGCGGUUUAACAACAUCCCACAGGUUAAGAUGAUGGUUGUUCUUGGGGAACUUGGAGGGCGAGAUGAGUAUUCCCUAGUUGAAGCCUUGAAACAGGGAAAAGUGAAUAAACCAGUGGUUGCUUGGGUUAGUGGAACUUGUGCACGGCUCUUCAAAUCAGAAGUACAAUUUGGUCAUGCUGGAGCUAAAAGUGGUGGUGAGCUGGAGUCUGCUCAGGCAAAGAAUCAAGCACUGAGGGAUGCUGGAGCUGUUGUACCUACAUCAUAUGAAGCCUUUGAAACUGCAAUUAAGGAGACAUUUGAGAAACUGGUUGAGGGGGGGAAGAUUCCCCCUGUGAAGGAAUUUAAGCCUCCACAAAUCCCUGAGGAUCUUAACAUUGCCAUUAAGAGUGGGAGAGUUCGGGCUCCAACCCAUAUUAUUUCAACCAUCUCUGAUGACAGAGGUGAGGAGCCAUGCUAUGCUGGUGUGCCAAUGUCUUCCAUUGUGGAACAAGGUUACGGGGUGGGUGAUGUUAUCUCUCUUUUGUGGUUCAAGCGCAGCCUUCCCCGUUACUGUACCAAAUUUAUCGAGAUAUGUAUCAUGUUGUGUGCUGAUCAUGGUCCCUGUGUCUCCGGUGCUCACAACUCUAUUGUGACAGCAAGAGCUGGAAAGGAUCUUGUUUCCAGUCUUGUCUCAGGUUUGCUCACAAUUGGUCCUCGAUUCGGUGGUGCCAUUGAUGAUGCUGCUAGGUAUUUUAAGGAUGCUUAUGAGAGGGGUCUUACACCAUAUGAGUUUGUUGAAGGUAUGAAAAAGAAGGGCAUUCGUGUGCCAGGAAUUGGGCACAGGAUUAAGAGAGGAGAUAACAGAGACCAAAGAGUGGAGCUGCUGCAAAGAUUUGCUCGCACAAACUUCCCUUCUGUGAAAUACAUGGAAUAUGCUGUUGAAGUUGAAACAUACACUCUAUCAAAGGCAAAUAACCUCGUUCUUAAUGUAGAUGGUGCAAUUGGGUCCCUUUUCUUGGAUCUCCUUGCUGGCAGUGGAAUGUUCACCAAGCAAGAGAUUGAUGAGAUUGUUGAGAUUGGCUAUCUGAAUGGACUCUUUGUACUGGCACGUUCAAUUGGUUUGAUUGGGCAUACCUUUGACCAGAAGAGAUUGAAACAGCCUCUAUACCGUCACCCAUGGGAGGACGUACUCUACACCAAGUAAUUCAAAUCACCAUCAUUCGGUGGCGCAAGUUCGGCUUUCGGAAAGCUAAUUUUUUUUCCUUUUUAAAGGUUGCAAUUUGCUGGGAUUCUUAUAAUACAGAUAAUCACAGAGGACAAAUGCCUUCAUUUUGUUAAGUUGUAUCUGCAAGUUCAAUGAGUCCUCGGGAUGAUUUUUUAUUGAACAAACUGAAAAUUUCCAUAAAAAGAAUUUGUAGUUUCUGGUUUUCACAAAACAAAUAAUAGAGUUGACUUUUGUUUUA
Messenger RNA from Mangifera indica (mango), 2274 nucleotides. RefSeq names its product ATP-citrate synthase beta chain protein 2. Gene Ontology annotation, molecular function: ATP citrate synthase activity. The coding region runs from base 189 to 2015 and encodes 608 amino acids. Lineage: Eukaryota; Viridiplantae; Streptophyta; Magnoliopsida; Sapindales; Anacardiaceae. The record is from RefSeq and is a predicted model, not a curated record. Gene Ontology annotation, biological process: acetyl-CoA biosynthetic process; tricarboxylic acid cycle; fatty acid biosynthetic process. The transcript is spliced from 17 exons. Gene Ontology annotation, cellular component: cytosol.